AGCUGUCAAUGUCAAAGAAAAAUAUUAAGAUUAUUUUUUCGCACUUUUAACAUACGUGGUCCAGUUAUAUAUUAGCACAGUAAAAUUUCAUUUAAAUGGAAAGAAUUUUUAAUUAUGCGAGCUUAUCAUUCUCGUACGUGUCAUUUGUACUACAUUGUACUACACAUACGAAUCGGUGUUUAAUUCAAAGAUAAAUUCGUGUUUUUCGGUUACAGCCGCUCUCUACAUUUUAUAUGCAAGUUGAUAACAAAAAAGUGUUGUUAAAAUUUUGUGGUUGUAAAUAUAAGUUCGUAACGUGGACGAUGUGUUAUUAGUUUCAAUCAGCCGACGGUUUUUUUAUUUGGGCAGUGUUGAGGAAGUGAUAAAGUUUGUUGAUAGUUUUGUUAUUAGACAAUAGGGACAAUAGGUUAAUAAGCAAGUGAUGUCACAAACGUUUCUUCUACUGUUUGGCUGGUGUUGUUUGUUCGCUGUACAUAAUGCUAAUGCCUACUUCCAUACCGAGAAACAGAACGAAAAUGGGAAGAACUGUUUUUGCGAGCUGAAAGGCUCCAUAAACGACUGCAGCUGUAACGUUGACACGGUGGAUUAUUUUAAUAAUAAUCGGAUCACACCGCGUCUGAAAAGCUUGCUGGUUAAGGACUAUUUUCGAUUCUACAAAGUCAAUUUGAAGAAAGACUGUCCGUUUUGGAACGAUGAUGACAGCAAAUGUGCAAUGCGUUUUUGUUCGGUGCAUCCGUGCGAGGACAAAGACAUACCGGAAGGAUUAAAGGGUCAAUAUAAAAUGGAAAAAUCGUUCUAUAAGUAUUCUGACGAAAGUCAAACCUCCGAUUGUAAUGAGGACUUGAAUGCGGAAUUGAGCUAUCUGAACACCAGCAUCAGUCAACAAGCCCAAUUAGAUUUCGAGAAAUGGGCCGACUAUGACGAAUUGGGCGAAAAUUACUGCAUUCUCGACGACCACGAAGACGGUGCCGAGUAUGUGGAUCUGUUGCUGAAUCCAGAACGUUAUACCGGUUACCGUGGCGAUUCGGCGCAUCGAAUUUGGCGCAGCAUUUAUUUGGAAAAUUGCUUCGGCGACAAUAAGCAAGGCCAAUCGAUAUUGACGCCGAUGGGCAAGAAUCCGUACAACGGUCUGUGUAUGGAACAACGUGCAUUCUAUCGAUUAAUUUCCGGCAUGCACACCAGCAUUAACAUUCAUUUGUCUGCCAAUUUUUUACAAUCCGAACCGACGGAUUUUGUCACUCCGACUGGAACUUGGGGCCGAAAUUUGAAAGAAUUCAACGGAAGAUUUAGUCCAGAAGCCACCGACAAUCAGGGACCACAUUGGCUGAAAAAUCUUUAUUUCAUUUACAUCAUCGAACUGAGGGCCCUGGCUAAGGCUGCGUCCUAUCUAAGGCAAGAGCCUUUUUUUACUGGCUCCGAAGAAGAAGAUCGCGAAGUUCGAGCUGCCGUUAACGAUCUGCUCAACAUUAUCGAAUCAUUUCCCACCCAUUUCAAUGAGACUCUGAUGUUCACUGGUGGAUUCGAGUCCCUGAAAUUGAAAUCGACUUUCCGUGAGAAAUUCCGUAACAUUUCCAAAAUUAUGGACUGCGUUGGAUGUGAUAAAUGUCGGCUGUGGGGAAAGUUACAGGUACAAGGCCUAGGUACAGCGCUGAAAAUUCUCUUCUCUGGAAAGUUUGACACCAAAAUCAAGCAAACAGACGAAGACAACGACAAAUUAAAGCUUCGAAGAGGUGAAAUAGUGUCCUUGUUCAACGCUUUCGGCAGACUGUCCAACAGCAUAAACGAAUUGGAAGAGUUCCGCAAAAUAAUGAGGUAGGUAGCACUCAAUAUUUCUAGUUGACUAAACAGCCAAACAAGAAAGUCAAUUAUUUUGGUCAACCAAAUCAACUAAGUUCAGAAAAGUGACAAAAAAAAAUGAAAUUGAAAUCAACGGACAAAACAACACAAAUUACGAAAUCGAAAAGUUCGAUCCAAUCAAAGAUUGAAAAAGAUAAAAAAGGACGCAAAAGUAGAAAAUUCAGUUUUUCGUUAAACGAAAACCCAAACCAUUGCUUACUCCUAUAACGUGUGUGUGAUUAGUUAAACAAUUUUUUUUACAUUAGAAGUGUGUAAAAAUGGAAAUGACUUUAUACCAAGGCAUAACGUGUAGAUGUUUUGCGGGCAGCUUGGUUAGUUCAAACAAAAUGAAAUCCACUUUAAACAUCACAGAGAAAAUAGUUUGUAAGAAAUUUUAGACGAAUUUAUAUUAAAACUACCGAAGAAUGUUAAAGUAAAAAAAAAAUA
Molecule: messenger RNA, 2283 nt
Organism: Bradysia coprophila
Lineage: Eukaryota; Metazoa; Arthropoda; Insecta; Diptera; Sciaridae
Gene: Ero1L
Product: endoplasmic reticulum oxidoreductin-1-like protein
Biological process (GO): protein folding in endoplasmic reticulum
Cellular component (GO): endoplasmic reticulum; endoplasmic reticulum membrane
Molecular function (GO): protein-disulfide reductase activity; FAD binding; thiol oxidase activity
Source: RefSeq, a predicted model, not a curated record